Carassius gibelio (silver crucian carp) is the source of this 2741-nucleotide messenger RNA. RefSeq names its product myb/SANT-like DNA-binding domain-containing protein 2 (gene msantd2). The transcript has 4 exons. Lineage: Eukaryota; Metazoa; Chordata; Actinopteri; Cypriniformes; Cyprinidae. The record is from RefSeq and is a predicted model, not a curated record. Bases 14 to 1642 code for a protein of 542 amino acids.
CAACAGAGGCAAGAUGGCGGCCCCCAGUAACGCCGAUCGUUCUCCUGAUCUAUCGGUGCCGCUGAAGAUUCCCAAAACUGAGGUUCCUUCCCCGGAAUCCGAGGAUCUGAGUGACAGCAACCAAUACCAUUCCAACCCCUCCACCCCUAACAGAUUCUCUCCUCUGAACGUCGGGGUUUCGCUGUCUGGGGGCGCAGGCCGGAGUGGAUCGGCCUCUGCCUCUAACAGCUUCACCGCUUGCCGAGGCAUGUCAUGGACGCCGUCUGAAACAAACGCGCUGAUCGCCGUGUGGGGCAACGAGCGGCUGGCGGAGGCGCGGAUGCAGCAGCUGGAGGUGGCCGGGACGGUGUUUUCUGGCAAGGCGCCGGGACCCGCGAUGUACGAGCGGGUGUCCAGAGCGCUGUCAGAGCUGGGUUACGAACGGACCCCAUCCCAGUGUCGAGAGAGGAUGAAGACGCUGAGACGUUGUUAUAGCCGGGUAAAGGAACAUGGCAUUGGGAAGAGGAAGAGCAGUUACUCCUUCGAGCAGCUGGAGAAAGUGUUCGGGCAGGGCGGCUGGGACUCUCAAAGCUGUCAGCCUGUGCUGAUCAACAGCAGCGGGCUCUACCAGGAGAUGGAGUCAGACGGAAGCACUAUGGAGGACUACUCUCAGGAAGACUGGUGUAAUCAGGACCUUUCUGCUGCCUUCAAUGAGGGAGACCUAGAAACAGAGGACAGCCAGCUUCCAAAAACCAGAGUUCUUCAGAUACGACUGGAGCCAUCUGAGCACGCUCAACGCCAGGAAGUGAUGCAGAAUGUGAUGCGUAUCCUGGAAUCAGUGGAGGUCAAAUGGGAGCACUUCCAGACGUGGACUGACUUCUCCCGUCUCCACCUGUCCAAUAAGCUGGCCAUCUUCGGAGUGGGCUACAACACGCGGUGGCGAGAGGAGAUCCGCUACCACUACGCAGAAAUCAGCUCACAGGUUCCCCUGGGAAAACGACUGCGGGAAUACUUCAACCCUGAGAAGGCCGAGGGCAGGGUUAUCAUGACCAAGGUGCAGAAGAUGAACUGGAAAAAUGUGUAUUAUAAAUUCCUAGACAUCACUAUUAGUGAAGCUCGCUGUUUGGAGCUCCACAUGGAAGUGGAGUGGAUCCCGAUCGCACAGACGAGGGCGGCAGGGUGCAGCAACGGCUCCCAGUACCUUCUCCCAGGGGGCAUCCCAAAAACAUAUGGCCUGUAUGCAAUAGGCUAUGAGGAGAUGAGUGGAUCCAAUUCUUCGCCUAGCACAGAGGACAAGUCUUCCCCCUCACAGGAAGAAGAGGAGACGGACCAUUGUGAGAAUUUGGAGAAGGACAAGAGGCCAUCAGCCAAAGUCACUUACAGUUACCUCGGCAUUGCAGAGGAAAGGACGCUACAGCAGUGUCUCUUCCAGCACUUUCAGACUUCAGGCAAACACUACACCCGAGGGGAGCCUUCGGCUGUAACCAGGUUCCUGCAGGACAACUGCACCGGCCAGACCAAGGAGGGCAUCCUCUCUGGAUUACACAUUUACAUUAAGUUCAUUGAGGUGGAGCUGGACUUUCUCUCCGCCGGGUCUUUAGUGGAAUGUUUAGAGACUGCGAUCGGUUAUUCGUUAAAGUUUAACAAGAAGGAUGCACUGUAGCCAAUUACAUUUGCCAAUGAAUCUACCGUAUUUUCCGGACUAUAAGUCGCACUUUUUUUCAUAGUUUGGCUGGUCCUGUGACUUAUAAUCAGGUGCGACUUAUUUAUCAAAAUUAAUUUGACAUAAACCGAGAGAAAUGAACCAAGAGAAAUGAACCAAUAGAAAACAUUACCGUCUCCAGCCGCGAGAGGGCGCUCUUAUGCUGCUCAGUGCUCCUGUAGUCUACACUAAGCAGCAUAGAGCGCCCUCUCGCGGCUGGAGACGGUAAUGUUUUCUCUUGGUUCUUGGUUCUAAAUAAAUGCGACUUAUAGUCCAAUGCAUAUGUUUUUUUCCUCAUCAUGACGUAUUUUUGGACUGAUGCGACUUAUACUCAGGUGCGACUUAUAGUCCGAAAAAUACGGUAUUUAAAGCCAGGAUUUUGAAAUGUAAACUUGAACUUAAAGUAUAUAUGUGGUAUGUCAGGCACAGUGUGUUCCAAAAGGGGUCAUGUAGUCUCCUUUGCAGUAAUUGUCUCUAUCAGGGAGCGUAAACGGGAGCAAGCUGCCUUUAUUUAAACCUCUCGAGAUCCAAACGCAGGAACUGUUUGAGGGGGGGAAAAAAUCCUUAAGGAGAACUCUUAAUUAAUCUAAGUAUAAAGUCUAUCUAUAUAGAAGUUUAAAUAUAUAUAUUUAAGAGUAUAUAUUGAUAUUGUCAAGCAUUCCAGCAUUUCCAUUUAUAGCAUUCAAAGAAUGUUUUUCAUAAAGCGUUUAUCAAUGUUUGGUUUUUAUUUGUGAGUUCACACAGUGUCUUUAUGUAUGAUUGUUUCCAGGUCACAGUCUUGUUUACAUGUUUGGAAGGACAAAAAAUAAAUCGAUGAAAUGACGUGCUGUUCAUUCACUUUCUGAUUUUAAAUUCAUGCGUUUUAGGUUUUUAUUUAUCCAGACCUUUCGGUAUUAAAAUAUUAUAAUUAAAAGUUUCUUGAAGUCCCUUAUAUACACAUUAAGUCAUGGCAUGUCAAAUGUAAAAUUAAGAUAGGCCUACAUUGAACUAUAAGAAUAUGAAGUCUUGUUUUCAGAGAAAUUUAACAAAAUUAAGUUGAAACAAGAAUAAACAUCUGUCA